UGAGCCAUGAGAGUGUACAGCAUAUAAAGUUGAAAGACAUGUGGACAGAACUGGACAUGACUUGGCAGCGUUAAGCAGAGGGAGAGAUUUGCAGUAUAAGCUUGAUCAUUCAGCCACACCACAGCUGUUAGAUUUGUCAUGCACGCUGAGAGAGAGGAGUUGAAAACGUAAUCGAUCAUGCUGGUAAAGUCAUGACAUGUGUCAAAGCCUUCAUCCACAAGUACACUAAACAGGGCAGAGGGACAGAUAACACAGCAGUUUGCCCGGUAAAUAUCUCAUUUGGUUUGGAAACAAAGAGCUUAGUGUACACAAUGUACUAAUAGAAAUGAACCCUGUAACAUCCAAGGGGCGUUGAUGAGAACAUGAAGCAGGUAGAAGAGUGAUCAGGACGCCCUUAUAAACCAACAGAGAUGAAGGAAACUGCAAUCUCAGUCGUGUGGUUUAUGACUGAUUAACUUGAUGUGUUUGGUUGACCUGCAGCUUUAAGGGAUCAGAACUGAUUGAUCGGAAUCUGCACCUGAAAAUCUUUCUCACAGCGUUCAGAGACAAAAAAAAUAUGACAACACAUACAAGACUCUUGGAUGAGUUGUGUCACCUCACAGCUCAGUCGCUGGCAUCACUGGAGACCUCAGAUCAUUUCCAGAUCAUCAAACUUCUUGGAGAGGGCUCAUACGGCAAGGUCAUGCUAGCUAUGCACAAGAAGAGAGGAACUCCAAUGGCCCUUAAAUUCUUUCGACGUGACUCCACGUGUCUCCUGUCAUUUCUGAGGGAAUACAAUCUCUCUUUGGCCUUUUGCACGCACCCGUCUUUAACUUCGGCUCUUGGUAUCGCUUUCUCCACUCCUACCCACUAUGUGUUUGCACAACAGCCUUGCAUCUACGGCGAUCUCUAUGAUGUCAUUAUUCCUGGGAUCGGUAUGGAGGAGAACCGUGUUCAGCAAGUGUCAUCGCAGAUCAGCGGUGCCCUCACUCAUCUCCACUCGUUGGGUUUCGUCCACCGUGAUGUCAAACCCGAGAACAUCUUCCUAUGUGACCGUGACUGCCGCUGGGUCAAGCUUGGUGAUUUCGGCAUGGCGAAGGCUGUGGGCGCCAGGGUACCGUGCAUAUGGUACAGCUCUCCAUACUGCACACCAGAGUCUAAAAUAGCAAGAGUGACGAAGAAGAUCGACUCUGGAUGCUUUGAAGUGAACAACAAUGGGAACAAGGAAAAGGUGCACUGUGAAAAACCUGAAAGGAUGUACUGUACUGUAGAUCCCAGUACAGACAGCUGGGCUUUGGGCAUUCUGGUCUAUGCCAUGUUGACGGGAAACCAUCCAUGGUCCGAGACUGUAUCAGACAAUGUGGCAUACAAAAGGUAUUUACAGUGGAGGAAAUGGGGCAUUUCGGUAUCAGAGAAGAUUUGGUCACACCAGGAACCUUCACGCUUUAUGGUAUUCACUCCUCUUGCAGCCGGUCUUUUCAGAUCUCUGCUUCAUCCCCAGCCCAAGUGUCGUGGGAGACCGGAAGAAAUGGGAGAGUUCCUUGGUGGAGCUUGGCUGAUGGAUCAAAAGAAAGUCUAGUUGAGAUCCGACCGUAUCAUCUGGUCUAUCACUUUUUGUGUCAGGACAGUACUGCUUUGAUGGUUACCCUGAUAGUUAAUUUAUUCUGUAUCGGUAGUCGUGGCCUAAUGAUUCAAGAGUCAGCCUUAUAAUCUAACGGUCGCCGGUUUGAGUCUCACAAUCGGCAGGUUGCAGUUAAGGUGCCCUUGAGCAAAGCACCUUACCCCCAAUUGCUCCCCGGGUGCUGCAGUAAUAGUCGGUGUUGGGGAAAGUUACUUUAAAAAGUAAUGCAUGACAAUAUAAAGUUACUCCCCAAAAAAGUAACUAAUUGCGUUACUUAGUUACUUUUCAAGGAAAGUAAUGCUAUGUUACUUUUAUGUUACUUUUUCUUACUUGGCUGAGGCUUGAUUUCAUUCAGGCCUUGCAGGCCUGUCAUCUCUGUUCACAAUAUAAGUUAUACUUAUACAUUCAACAAUAUAAGUGAUUUUGUCACUGUGUGUCGCUCAUCUCCUUCAACGAGGUUGUUAGGGGGCGCUUCUAAAUCUGGUUGUCAUAAACAAAUUAGUAACGUCCACUCCAGUAACUGACGAAAGACGUGACCUCCACUGCUUCGCUCUCAUUGGUUAAGAUCUCAUAAGUUAAAC
This is a messenger RNA of Paramisgurnus dabryanus, 2181 nucleotides long. RefSeq names its product serine/threonine-protein kinase SBK1. Gene Ontology annotation, biological process: protein phosphorylation. Lineage: Eukaryota; Metazoa; Chordata; Actinopteri; Cypriniformes; Cobitidae. Gene Ontology annotation, molecular function: protein serine/threonine kinase activity; ATP binding. The record is from RefSeq and is a predicted model, not a curated record.